Acipenser ruthenus (sterlet) is the source of this 2456-nucleotide messenger RNA. Its product is annotated as procathepsin L-like. Gene Ontology annotation, cellular component: lysosome. Lineage: Eukaryota; Metazoa; Chordata; Actinopteri; Acipenseriformes; Acipenseridae. The record is from RefSeq and is a predicted model, not a curated record. The transcript has 8 exons. Gene Ontology annotation, biological process: immune response. Bases 82 to 1077 code for a protein of 331 amino acids. Gene Ontology annotation, molecular function: cysteine-type endopeptidase activity.
AUAUAAGGCACCAGAUAAAGACCUGGAGUCACUGUCCUCACCCAACUCAUAUUACUACAAUACCAGCAACUGUUCCAGACGAUGCAGGUGUUCGUGGUGUUCCUGGUUGCCGUGGUGACCGCUGUGGCUGCAGCCUCCUUGUUCUCGAAGGACCCCGCGCUCGAGGACCCCUGGCAGGAGUGGAAGGGGCUGCACGGGAAGCAGUAUUCAGAGGAGGAGACCGAGAGCUACAGGAGGAUGGUUUGGGAAGACAACUGGCGUUUCAUCGAGCAGCACAACCAGGAGCACGCUGCAGGGAAACACUCCUACAAGCUGGGGAUGAACCACUUCGGAGAUCUGACCAACCAGGAGUUCAAUAAGAUGAAUGGUUUCCGCCCGGAUCCUGCCCUGAGGAAGCUGCCUGUGUUUAACUCGACCGGCAGCCCUGUGCCUCCAAAAUCGAUUGACUGGCGAGUCAAAGGUUACGUCACCCGUGUGAAGAACCAGGGGGCAUGUGCCUCCUGCUGGGCCUUUUCUGCUACGGGAGCCCUUGAGGGACAACAUUUCAAGAAGACACGCCAGCUGGUGUCACUGAGUGAACAGAACCUGGUGGACUGCACCAAUAACGAAGAGUAUGGGAACAGUGGUUGUAAUAACGGAUUCAUGAACACAUCCUUUGAAUAUGUGAAGAAAAACGGGAUUGCCUCUGAGGAAAGCUACCCCUACCGUGCCAAGGACGGGCCAUGCACAACCAAUGCUCGUAAAGUAGCCAACUGUUCUGGCUAUACUGCAGUGAAGAAGAGCGAACGAGCUCUGCAGGAUGCUGUGGCCAGCAUUGGACCUGUCUCUGUGGCUAUCGAUGCUUCUCACUGUUCUUUCCAGUUCUACAAGUCAGGCAUUUACUAUGAGACCAAAAGGAUAUGGAAUGCUAACCACGCAGUCCUGGUUGUGGGUUAUGGAGAUUCUGCUGGGAAAAAAUUCUGGAUUUUGAAAAACAGCUACGGAGAGUGCUGGGGUGAAGGUGGAUAUUUGCGGCUGGCAAAGGAUGAGCAAAACCAAUGUGGGAUAGCCGACCAUGGUGUGUAUCCUGUCGUCUGAUACCAGACUGUGAAGCAAAGAAGGACAAAUAAAGGGUAUGAAUGUGCAUGCUGCAUAAGAACAAAGUACUGGAUAAACCCAUUCUUCUGUAGUGCAAGUACUUGAUCAAUGAAUUUGAUGUUCUGGAAAUUAAGUACCAUUUAAGCCACUUAUGUAGAAGAUCAGAUAACGUGAGAUAAUGUACUUGCACCAAUCAGCUUCAGUUGUGAAUGCACUAGCUUUCUAAGCAGUGCCCACUGUCGCAUUCACUGUACCCUUCUUGUCACUCUUUUGCUUGUUAUAUUGCCAUGUGCUCUGGAAUGCAUUGGAUUGCAUGGUAAAGUGUGCUCUCUCUCUGUCUGCUGAAAACCUAAAAAGCAAUUCGCUUCAAAUGACAUUUUACAUGUUUUUAAACGUCCCCUUAUGUUUCUGUGAUGAUUGCAACUAUGCUGAGUGUUUCUUAGAGCAAUUACUCAAAUACAGAAUAAAAAAAUUAAAAAAGUUUAAGGAGCUACUCUCAGUUCUAGGUGCUUGCUAUAGACAUCAUGUUAGCUGGAUCAGCCAGUGUCUUUAAAUUAGUACGCGACAGCACCAUCUAGUGCACAGCUAGUGUAUUGCCAUCAUUACAAAAGAAUCCAGGUGACUUGCUGUUACUCCUAUAAAGACCGGCUGAUCUAGCCUGUGUUACACAUCAGGAAACCAGAACUGAAAGGCAGCUCCUGAACUCAGGUGAAAGCAAAUAAAUAAAACACAGUAUCUGAGUAAUUGCAACACGUGUCCCUGAGAAUGAUUGUAAAUAUCUUAAAAACGUAAGGGGGCAGUAAAUGCUCACCAAUGGAUAGAUUUCUUUGCACCCCACACCUGCUCAGUCUAGAGGGUAGGAUCACAUCCAAACGCUGCAAAGAAUCUGUGUUGGCUACGUGUCAAACAGGAGCCAACAUGAACUACUGUGUUUUCCCCUUUCAGACGGGUAAUUCCCAAAUACAAUCUUGCGUAUCAGUAUUGUAGUAUUAGACACCAAAGUCAGAGCAGUGCAGCUUGUUCCAGCCUCUUACCACUUACACUCUCCCAUUGAAAUAGUAUAGCUAGUCAACCUCCUGCAAAUUGAGCCUAAAUAUCUUCAUAUAAACAAGACGAGUGUGAUUUGGGGUUUGUGGAACAGGCUGAAACGUAUUGAUCAUGCCCUGUUCUUCUGUAACUCUUGUCUUAUAGAGCAUUGUGAAACCUUUCUGUUUACCACACAGGCUUGGUUUACUCACUGCGUUUCAAUUAAUCAAACUCUUACAUUGUAAAGCGGGAGGAUAAAUCCUCUAAUUCUGAGUGCAGUGUUAAUGUGCAGGAAAUUCAAUGUUAAUUAUGAUGCGCUUUCUGUAUUUCUUUCAAUAAAGCUAUCAGCAUUC